Aureococcus anophagefferens is the source of this 741-nucleotide messenger RNA. RefSeq lists its product as hypothetical. The record is from RefSeq and is a predicted model, not a curated record. The annotation marks the transcript as partial. Gene Ontology annotation, biological process: protein phosphorylation. Gene Ontology annotation, molecular function: ATP binding; protein kinase activity. The transcript has a single exon. NCBI's taxonomy places the organism in Eukaryota, Pelagophyceae, Pelagomonadales, Pelagomonadaceae.
GGCGGCCAGGGCACCGUGCAUCUCGCCGAGUACCAGGGCGAGGCGGUCUGCCUGAAGAAAAUGUCGCAACUCGGCAUGAGCGCGGCGGACCGCCAGCGGAUGUUCUCCCAGUUCUCCAGGGAGCUCGCGAUCAUGGUCCGGCUCCGGUCGCCGCGGAUCGUCCUCGUUUUAGGCGUCGUGACGACCGACCCGUCGUACCUCGGGCUCGUCCUCGAAUACCUGCCGGGCGGCUCGCUGCGGGACGCGCUCGACGCCGAGGGCGCCGUCGACGCGGAGCGCCAGCGCGUCUGGUCCGCGGACGUCGCGCGCGGCAUGGCCUACCUCUACAAGUCGCGCAUCGAGCAUCGGGACCUCAAGAGCCUCAACUGCCUCCUGACCCACGACGGCCGCGGGAAAGUCUGCGACUUCGGCCUGAGCAAGUGCGACGACCUCGCGGCGACGCGCGCGACGGCCGGACUCUGCGGCACGCCCGCGUUCAUGGCGCCGGAGUACCUCGACGGCGCCAUGUUCCACCAGAAGUGUGACGUCUACUCCUACGCCAUGGUGCUCUACGAGAUCUGGACGCGGGGAUUUCCGUGGGAGGGUCUCUCGCCGCCCCAAAUCAUCGCCAAGGUCGUCGUCCAGCGGCUGCGGCCGGAGGUGCCGCCGUCGAUUCCGCGGGACAUGCGCGCGCGCAUGACCGCCUGCUGGGCGCACGACGCGUCGGUCCGGCCGAGCUUCAAAGACAUCGUGACGAGCCUC